AUGUCUUUCACGGAGACAGUUCAUCUGAAAUUAUACUGGAAUACUACUUAUACAACUGAACCUGAUGGAACUAUCACGGUACAGCGAGAUACGCUGGAUGGUUAUCUUAUUAUUGAUCGUAUGUUAGAUUUCUCGGAACUUGUUGAUAAGGUAUGUGGUGUGAUGGAAGUUGAUAGAGAAGGGAUGUGUAUUGAUUUUUUAUUGGUAUGGACGGAGAGGUCAGGGAAAAGGUCUCGUGUGCACAUUAAUGAUGAUAAUACUGUACGGUUCCUUUAUCUUUGUGCUGAUAAAUGGCUGGAAUUGUACCCUAAAAAUGUUGAGAGAAUAGGCCAUGGUUAUGCAAGUACAUCUGGCCAGGAUAUUGGUGUGGGCACUAGUGGUGGUAGAACAGUUGAAGACAAUGAAGAUGGAGAUGAAGAUGAAGAUGAAGAUGAAGAUGGCAGGGUGUCGAAAGCAGUGAUGAUGAUACCAUAUGUUUUCGACGAUGUCAGUGGAUGGGAGAAGACUUUAGAGGAAGGAGAUUCUGAUGGAAUAAAAAUGUGGGACGGUAAUCCGAUGACGGUUGACCUUGAUGUACAUUUCACCAACAAGCUUGAGGCACAUACGGCAGUGGGAGAAUGGAACUUGCGACAUGGUCGGCCUUUCCGGGUGAAAACUAGCUCUAAACGAACAUGGUAUGUCGAAUGCGAGACCUAUAGGCCCAAAUAUCCGAAAGAGCGUCUUCAUGGCUAUGAUUGCAUGUGGAAGGCGCAAGUUUUGCUAGAGAAGGCUACCGAUACUUGGAAAAUGGUGGUAUGGUCCGAUUCCCACAACUGUCUUGGGGCAAACAAGAGAAACGAGUCCCGAAACGUGACGUCUUCUAUGAUUGCUAGACUGGUUGCCCAAAAUGUAGGAAAACAUCCAGCUUUGAUCCUAGCAUCCUUUCAGAAAAGCAACAAUCUGUUUCAGGCAAACAUUGAUAUGAUCCAGAUAUGCCAGAAUGUUCUACCUCCUAAGCCCAUGAAACUGUAUGAAGAGGCCCCAGAGAAAUCAAUGAGGCAACAGGGUCAGAAGCGUGUGAAUCGAAAAAAAGGUUUGAUGGAUUAUACAAGCAAAUCUGGCCAGCGAAGACUCCAAACUUGCAGUUUAUGUAAACUACAGGGCCAUAAUGCCAGGGCAUGCCCAUAUGCGACAGUUUGCGCACGAUGUGGAAGUUUAGAUCAUGAUGCUGUGGAAUGCCCAUUUUCUCAUCCACCUGCUGACAGGACCGCUAUUGAUAAACUUUACGAUCCAUAUGGAAUUCGUGCCAUGGAGAUUGGAUCAUCUUCUUCCUCCCAAUCUACCUCAAAAAAGCUACGGCAGGGACCUAGAGACAAUAGUUUGUCGUUCUUCCAAAACGCCCCCAGGUUCCAGAUAGAGGAGUACAAAUUGACUAGCGUUUCCAUCACUGAAAUAAAGACUCACAUAGAGAACAAUCCUUUGACAGACCAGUCCCCCCACGAGGCACAUUUACAGCGAGCCUUUUGUUUUGUUGGAUGGCUAGUUGGCGGAUUACUGUUCUUUAACACUACGAGAAACAGUUUUCCACUCGAUCUUGUGCAUUUUCUGCAUACUCCCGAGAUAUGCUCGGAGUACAGUUGGGGUAGCGCAGCACUAUGUUACUUGUACCGCAGCAUGUCCAAGUCAUCUCUGGCCGCUUCCGCAAAGGCUAUUACCGGCUGUGUGAUUCUUCUUCAGCUCUGGGCCUGGGAGCGGAUUUUGAUGGUUCAGCCAAAGAUACUGGGUGAGGAGCUCGAUCUUUCUCAUUGUCCAUUGCGCACGAGGUGGUUUCUUCUCGCAGAGUCAGAUUUUGUAUGGAUGCCGUACACGACUUUUCUGGGUCGUAUUGCCAGGGUUUGUCUUGAGGGACAGGGCAUCUGGCGAUCUCAGACAUGGCUCCUCUGCGGUGAUGUCGUUGCGCCACACAACCUCAGUAGGGUAUUUCGCCAAUUUGGUUAUCACCAGUGGAUACUCAGCGACGCAUUGCUUCUGACCAAAGAGGAAAUUACUAGCCUGCUGAAGAGGAAGCUGUUUGGAGGAUCCGAUAGGAGAUGGAUACAACAACUAGGCAAAUAUCUCCAGGUUUGGAAUGUUCGCCACGGCAGACUUGUCGGGACUGAUGAUGAUUAUGUUGGCGAGCCUACAACAGAUUCGGAGCAUCUCUUAUGCUACCAUCAGGUUACUGUAAAGUAUGUUACGGAUCCGACAGACUCUGAAAACACGAGGGGUUUUCAUGGCUCUGCAAAGACCUUGCGCCUCAUGGCCACUUUGAUGGAGGACGUUCGUAGUCUUAGUAUUAUAGGCCAGCAUACUUUCGACAAGGAUUCCUUUGGUUAUGAUCGCUUAGGCGAGAUUGCCCAGGUUGCUGAGCGGCGUUAUCCAACAGGCGUUUACCGUCCCAUUAUGUCUCCCCAGCACCAGCAGUCCCAAUUUGCCUUCACUCAGUUUUCCUCCUCCCAGACUUCUCAGCUUCAGUUUGGAGAUUCUUUUAUUGACUUUUCUGGGUUCCAGCAAAGUUCUCUAGAUGGCCAGUCGAUACAUUACACGAGUAACUUUCUUUCGAGUAUGUUUGAGGGUGUUGCGGGUCAAGAUCAGGCUGAUGACCCAGCUGGAGGUGAGCGUGAGAGUCAGGGUAAAGAUGAGGAUGAGGAUGAGGAUGAGGUUGAGGAUGCAGACCAGCAGGAUCAGUUUGAGGGUCAGGGUUAUCAGUGCCAUAAGGAGCAGGGAUCAAGUCAGACUCUAGGGACUCCACCGUUGGCUGUGAGUAAAGGCCAGAGAGUGACAAAGGAGCCCGAUAGAUUGACUUAUAGCUAUUUUCAUGCUAAAAAGUCCAAGAAGAAGUAG
Messenger RNA from Oldenlandia corymbosa var. corymbosa, 2862 nucleotides. The record is from the annotation of a GenBank genome assembly. NCBI's taxonomy places the organism in Eukaryota, Viridiplantae, Streptophyta, Magnoliopsida, Gentianales, Rubiaceae.